Molecule: messenger RNA, 834 nt
Organism: Letharia lupina
Lineage: Eukaryota; Fungi; Ascomycota; Lecanoromycetes; Lecanorales; Parmeliaceae
Exons: 2
Coding region: 1-834 (277 amino acids)
Source: RefSeq, a predicted model, not a curated record
AUGCUACCAUUCGGAAUCCCUAGUUGCCUAGCAGAACACCUGGUAGACUGGCUUACCCUUCAGCAGAUAAUAGAAACCUGGGAAACACGCUUCAAUGAAUUCGCUCGCCGCCGCCCCGAUGUCACCAUCAUACCUACAACCCAUCAGUCCUCACGACCAACGUCACCUCAACCCGUCAGCGUGCAACAAAGGGACCCCUUGGGAACGAGGCUGAAAGCACGCCUGCACCAAUCGAAAGCCCACUUCCAAUCAGAAAUCGCAGACGACCUUUUCCUCGAAGCAGAGCUCAUGAUGUUAGCCUUCGCGACUGGCAUCAUGGACGUGGUGACCUUUCCCGACUACCAUGUCUUCGUCUCCAACCAAACAGGAAACAGCGCGCUCCUCGCCGUCGGGGCUCUUGGCCUUGGCGGUGAUCUCAUCAGCCUGCCGCAUGUGGGCACAAGUCUUGGAGUGUUUGCUGCUGGUGGCCUGAUCAGUGGCCAGCUUGGGAACGUAUUCGGCCGCAAACGACGCCUUUGGCUCUUCGUCACAAAUCUCAUUCAGACAGCCCUGGUGUUUACUGCGGCCGGACUGCGCCAACGUGCGAGCCACAAACCGAGCAUGGCGCUGAACCUGGGCAUCAUCGCACUUCUGGCUUUCGCGUCAGGUGCACAGGUUGCCGUGGCAAGGACGGUCGAGAUACCAGAGGUCUCGACUGCCAUGGUCACUUCGGCCUAUAUCGACUUCCUCGUUGAUAGAAACAUUUUUCGAUUACACAAUCGAGCGCGUAAUCGACGUGCUAUCUUCGUGGCGUGUUGUCAGAAUAUCAGGUAUGGUAGAAUAAGUAGUGUGUAG